Paramisgurnus dabryanus is the source of this 4770-nucleotide messenger RNA. NCBI's taxonomy places the organism in Eukaryota, Metazoa, Chordata, Actinopteri, Cypriniformes, Cobitidae. The record is from RefSeq and is a predicted model, not a curated record.
CUUUCAUCUGCUGUUUGCAUAUAAUAACUCAGGAGGCUACAUCUCCAAGCUCAGGCAAACAGAUCUCCACAGACAAAGGACUCUCCACAUACAAACACAUCUCAAAACAAAGAGGAAUCUUCACAGACAGACAAAUCACCACUAACAGAUUUGAUUGAAAAUACAGAAGACAUGAUGAGUAAAGCUCGUGGCUCCGUAGAGAACAGCAUUCCUGACCAAAUGACUGAAGAUUCUAAAGCUGAUGACGAAGCGAAGGCAAACAGAUCUCCACAGACAAAGGACUCUCCACAUACAAACACAUCUCAAAACAAAGAGGAAUCUCCACAGACAGACAAAUCACCACAAAGAGAGGAAUCUCCUCAAACCGGCGAAUCUAAUCAAACAGACAAACUUAAUCAAACAGGCGAAUGUAAUCAAACAGGCAAAUCUCCUCAAACAGGCGAAUCUAAUCAAACAGGUGAAUCUCCUCAAGCAGGUAAAUCAUCACCAAUACAGGAAUCUCCAGAGACAGACAAAUCACCACAAACAGGCGAAUCUCCACAGACAGAAAAAUCACCACGAUCAGACGAAUCUCCUCAAACAGGCGAAUCUCCAAAGAAAGACAAAUCACCACAAUCAGACGAAUCUCCUCAAACAAGCGAAUCUCCUAAAACAGGCGAAUCUCCACAAACAGACAAAUCUCCACAGACAGAAGAAUCCCCACAAUCAGACGAAUCUCAUCUAACAGGCAAAUCUCCAAAGACAGAAGAAUCACCACAAUCAGACAAAUCUCCUCAAACAGGUGAAUCUCCACGGACAGACGAAUCACCACAAUCAGACGAAUCUCCUCAAACAGGCAAAUCUCCAAAGACAGAAGAAUCACCACAAUCAGACAAAUCUCCUCAAACAGGCGAAUCUAAUCAAACAGGUGAAUCUCCUCAAGCAGGUAAAUCAUCACCAAUACAGGAAUCUCCAGAGACAGACAAAUCACCACAAACAGGCGAAUCUCCACAGACAGAAAAAUCACCACGAUCAGACGAAUCUCCUCAAACAGGCGAAUCUCCAAAGAAAGACAAAUCACCACAAUCAGACGAAUCUCCUCAAACAAGCCAAUCUCCUAAAACAGGCGAAUCUCCACAAACAGACAAAUCUCCACAGACAGAAGAAUCCCCACAAUCAGACGAAUCUCAUCUAACAGGCAAAUCUCCAAAGACAGAAGAAUCACCACAAUCAGACAAAUCUCCUCAAACAGGUGAAUCUCCAUGGACAGACGAAUCACCACAAUCAGACGAAUCUCCUCAAACAGGCAAAUCUCCAAAGACAGAAGAAUCACCACAAUCAGACAAAUCUCCUCAAACAGGCGAAUCUAAUCAAACAGGUGAAUCUCCUCAAGCAGGUAAAUCAUCACCAAUACAGGAAUCUCCAGAGACAGACAAAUCACCACAAACAGGCGAAUCUCCACAGACAGAAAAAUCACCACGAUCAGACGAAUCUCCUCAAACAGGCGAAUCUCCAAAGAAAGACAAAUCACCACAAUCAGACGAAUCUCCUCAAACAAGCGAAUCUCCUAAAACAGGCGAAUCUCCACAAACAGACAAAUCUCCACAGACAGAAGAAUCCCCACAAUCAGACGAAUCUCAUCUAACAGGCAAAUCUCCAAAGACAGAAGAAUCACCACAAUCAGACAAAUCUCCUCAAACAGGUGAAUCUCCACGGACAGACGAAUCACCACAAUCAGACGAAUCUCCUCAAACAGGUGAAUCUCCAAAGACAGAAGAAUCACCACAAUCAGACAAAUCUCCUCAAACAGGUGAAUCUCCACGGACAGACGAAUCACCACAAGCAGACAAAUCUCCUCAAACAGUCGAAUCUCCAAAGACAGAAGAAUCACCACAAUCAGACAAAUCUCCUCAAACAGGUGAAUCUCCACGGACAGACGAAUCACCACAAUCAGACGAAUCUCCUCAAACAGGAGAAUCUCCAAAGACAGAAGAAUCACCACAAUCAGACAAAUCUCCUCAAACAGGUGAAUCUCCACGGACAGACGAAUCACCACAAUCAGACGAAUCUCCUCAAACAGGAGAAUCUCCAAAGACAGAAGAAUCACCACAAUCAGACAAAUCUCCUCAAACAGGUGAAUCUCCACGGACAGACGAAUCACCACAAUCAGACGAAUCUCCUCAAACAGGAGAAUCUCCAAAGACAGAAGAAUCACCACAAUCAGACAACUCUCCUCAAACAGGCGAAUCUCCAAAGACAGAAGAAUCACCACAAUCAGACAAAUCUCCUCAAACAGGUGAAUCUCCACGGACAGACGAAUCACCACAAUCAGACGAAUCUCCUCAAACAGGAGAAUCUCCAAAGACAGAAGAAUCACCACAAUCAGACAAAUCUCCUCAAACAGGUGAAUCUCCACGGACAGACGAAUCACCACAAUCAGACGAAUCUCCUCAAACAGGAGAAUCUCCAAAGACAGAAGAAUCACCACAAUCAGACAAAUCUCCUCAAACAGGUGAAUCUCCACGGACAGACGAAUCACCACAAUCAGACGAAUCUCCUCAAACAGGAGAAUCUCCAAAGACAGAAGAAUCACCACAAUCAGACAAAUCUCCUCAAACAGGCGAAUCUCCAAAGACAGAAGAAUCACCACAAUCAGACAAAUCUCCUCAAACAGGUGAAUCUCCACGGACAGACGAAUCACCACAAUCAGACGAAUCUCCUCAAACAGGAGAAUCUCCACAGACAGAAAAAUCACCACGAUCAGACGAAUCUCCUCAAACAGGCGAAUCUCCAAAGAAAGACAAAUCACCACAAUCAGACGAAUCUCCUCAAACAAGCGAAUCUCCUAAAACAGGCGAAUCUCCACAAACAGACAAAUCUCCACAGACAGAAGAAUCCCCACAAUCAGACGAAUCUCAUCUAACAGGCAAAUCUCCAAAGACAGAAGAAUCACCACAAUCAGACAAAUCUCCUCAAACAGGUGAAUCUCCACGGACAGACGAAUCACCACAAUCAGACGAAUCUCCUCAAACAGGCGAAUCUCCAAAGACAGACGAAUCACCACAAUCAGACGAAUCUCCUCAAACAGGUGAAUCUCCAAAGACAGAAGAAUCACCACAAUCAGACAAAUCUCCUCAAACAGGUGAAUCUCCACGGACAGACGAAUCACCACAAGCAGACAAAUCUCCUCAAACAGGCGAAUCUCCAAAGACAGAAGAAUCACCACAAUCGGACAAAUCUCCUCAAACAGGUGAAUCUCCACGGACAGACGAAUCACCACAAUCAGACGAAUCUCCUCAAACAGGCAAAUCUCCAAAGACAGAAGAAUCACCACAAUCAGACAAAUCUCCUCAAACAGGUGAAUCUCCACGGACAGACGAAUCACCACAAUCAGACGAAUCUCCUCAAACAGGCAAAUCUCCAAAGACAGAAGAAUCACCACAAUCAGACAAAUCUCCUCAAACAGGCGAAUCUAAUCAAACAGGUGAAUCUCCUCAAGCAGGUAAAUCAUCACCAAUACAGGAAUCUCCAGAGACAGACAAAUCACCACAAACAGGCGAAUCUCCACAGACAGAAAAAUCACCACGAUCAGACGAAUCUCCUCAAACAGGCGAAUCUCCAAAGAAAGACAAAUCACCACAAUCAGACGAAUCUCCUCAAACAAGCGAAUCUCCUAAAACAGGCGAAUCUCCACAAACAGACAAAUCUCCACAGACAGAAGAAUCCCCACAAUCAGACGAAUCUCAUCUAACAGGCAAAUCUCCAAAGACAGAAGAAUCACCACAAUCAGACAAAUCUCCUCAAACAGGUGAAUCUCCACGGACAGACGAAUCACCACAAUCAGACGAAUCUCCUCAAACAGGUGAAUCUCCAAAGACAGAAGAAUCACCACAAUCAGACAAAUCUCCUCAAACAGGUGAAUCUCCACGGACAGACGAAUCACCACAAGCAGACAAAUCUCCUCAAACAGGCGAAUCUCCAAAGACAGAAGAAUCACCACAAUCAGACAAAUCUCCUCAAACAGGUGAAUCUCCACGGACAGACGAAUCACCACAAUCAGACGAAUCUCCUCAAACAGGAGAAUCUCCAAAGACAGAAGAAUCACCACAAUCAGACAAAUCUCCUCAAACAGGUGAAUUUCCACGGACAGACGAAUCACCACAAUCAGACGAAUCUCCUCAAACAGGAGAAUCUCCAAAGACAGAAGAAUCACCACAAUCAGACAAAUCUCCUCAAACAGGUGAAUCUCCACGGACAGACGAAUCACCACAAUCAGACGAAUCUCCUCAAACAGGAGAAUCUCCAAAGACAGAAGAAUCACCACAAUCAGACAAAUCUCCUCAAACAGGCGAAUCUCCAAAGACAGAAGAAUCACCACAAUCAGACAAAUCUCCUCAAACAGGUGAAUCUCCACGGACAGACGAAUCACCACAAUCAGACGAAUCUCCUCAAACAGGAGAAUCUCCAAAGACAGAAGAAUCACCACAAUCAGACAAAUCUCCUCAAACAGGUGAAUCUCCACGGACAGACGAAUCACCGCAAUCAGACGAAUCUCAUCAAACAGGAGAAUCUCCAAAGACAGAAGAAUCACCACAAUCAGACAAAUCUCCUCAAACAGGUGAAUCUCCACGGACAGACGAAUCACCACCAUCAGACAAUUCUCCUCAAACAGGCGAAUCUCCUCAAACAGUGGAAUCUCCAGGGACAGGCGAAUCUCCUCAAACAGGUGAAUCUCCACAGAAAGAGGAAUCUCCACAGACAGACAAAUCACUACAAACAGGGGAGGUUUAA